GAUACAUCUAUGGGAAAAUCACAGAUGAGCUAGUGCUGCGCCUUUUGACGCGGUAUUUUGAACGAUAAGCUCUUUUAUUUUUUGUGUAUUAAUUAUUUUCUUGGAAAAUCAUAAUCUUUGAGGCAACGAAAGAAGGUUUGAGCAUUUAGUUACAGAUCGUGCAAUCACUUCGGAUAAAAGAAACAACUUUUAUGUUGCAAUUCAACUAUUUAUAUCAUAACAAUUACCUAACUGAAUUUGAGGGGACAUGAAUUUAUUGAAUAUUUGAUUAUCUAGUCAACAUAACAUACCUUCUACAUGUCUUACCAGGCGGGACAGCGCACAAUGGUGGUGAGGAUGAUCCUCUUGUGGCAAUGUGCUGUGUUGUGGAUCACCGGCGAGGCGAACUGCCCAGAGCGACCGGGACACCAGUACUGCGUGCAGCUCAGCCCUCGUGCGCAGCAGCGCGAGGCAGUAGCGCACUGCUACCAGCUGUGGGACCGCGCCAACGUGACGGUGUGGCAGCUGCACCGGCUCCGGCCGGACGUGUUCCACGAGCUGAGGCUCGAGCUGAUGUCCCUGGGGGUGCGGGAGGUGUGGCUGGAGGCAGAGGCCCCGCACGAUGGUGGCCUGUUCCUCCACACCUACCCCGGCAACGCUCUGCUCCAAGCCCCGGUGGCGGGGCUGGAACUGGCCCCGGCUCGCGGGGCGGGCAAGCGGUGCGUCUCGUGGCAGCUGCCCGCGAUGCGCCACACCCCUCGGCGCUGCCGGCCCUCGUCGCCGCGAAGGUACUUCCCGGCCGUCUGCCUCGCCUCCCCGUCGCCCGUCAGGGUGGUCCACGCCGGCUGCCCCCCGGGGUUCUUCCGCGCUCCUCGGAUAGCGCGCUGGUGCGUUUCCGUUCAGAGAACCGACGAUUUGGUGAACUGGGGCCAGGCGGCGGACAUCUGCAAAGCUGCACACUGGCACGCCCAUGUUAUCCAGCUAGGGUACGGUGCACUCGUCCGUGGCGGGUUUGGCACCUGUCCGGUGGGCUUGAGGAAGGUGGAGACUCGCUUUGGGGAAGUCCGGUACGUGUGGAUCCACAAAAACCAAUACCUGGAUGAGGUGGUUGGAGUAUCGUUGAAGAAGCUGUUGUCUGCAAACACAACACAGUCAGUGUCCCUUGGUGCAGUUAAAACUGGAAGCAAUCCUUCAUUGUUCCUGGUUCCUGAUAAUUUCAAAUUCAACUGUGUGGCCUGCGAAAUGCCUGUCACUUCAGUUGCACCUACUCUCACUUUAAUGUUAAGUGUAGAGAAUGGUACCCUCCAAAUUUUGUUGGAGGCUAAACACAGCUUUUCACUGCUGACAGAAAAAUCACAGGAUGCUCACGCUGUACAAAGAGUAAAACUGAGAUGUUUCACGGAUGCCACUUCCUUCUACCCACAGAGCGUGGAUGUGGCGAGGAUCCACGGAAGCGUCUACAGUCUCUCAGGGAAAGGAGACGGCUACUACUGGUGUUACGCACAAGAAGUAUUCACACUGCAGCCUGUCUCUUCUAAUGCAGUUUUUGUGAAAAGUGGAGGUUCUUCUCAAAGAUGGGCCGUUCAAGUGCAUACCAGCUCUUCUGUUCUUGGCAGAUAUGUCUUUUUGUCCCGUUUCAGCAACGACACUGUGGACAGUGACUGGCUCUGUUUGUUGGCAAACCUCCUCACAGUAGAGGCAACCAGUCUGAAGCUCAAGAGGGUAUACAGAAAUGGUACACUCUUCCUUCUACAUGUACAUCAGCAAAAUUAUUUAAAAGUUACAUCACCAAACGCUGUUAUACAUGGAGUUAAAUACAGUAUUGCUUACAUACGUAAUGUUGACUACUGUGCUAGGGAAGAAGUACAGCAGAAUGAUGUUUUCUUGGAUUGGCCGAAAACUGAAAUAGGAAAAACUGUGAAACAAGUAAAGCACGGAAAGCAGUACAGCAGAACUUGCAAAGGAGACUUCACUGUGGGAGCACACUGGAGCAUACAAAUAGAAGCCAAUGAUGAGACACAGUCUAACAGGCCCGAGAAUAUUUCAGAUUACUUGGCAAUAUCAGGAGAUAGUAGGAUCGUAGAAGAGGUGCACCCUGAAAUCCUUGAAGCUGCUAGCAGCUUGCAGAAAUUAGCUGGCACUCGUGUUAACAAAACCAUGUUACUCUCUGCAAUUGAUAUAUUUGAUAAUGUCCUCAACUUCAAUAUAAGUUCAACGGUGAACAGUCGUGCUGCUGGCACAGACAUUUUGCAGAACAUGGAUAACAUUCUUAAAAAUGUUCAGGUUAAUGAAGAUUUAAAGAUUGUGAAGCAGAACACUGCAGUUUUCAUUUCUGGUGAAUCUGGUCAAGACCAAAUAGCUGGUAUUUCUUUCUCGACACCACAGCAGGUACCUACGGAAAAACUAUCACGUGUAGGAAAUUCGCAGUUGGAUUUAUUGCAUCACAAUCAGUCGGUAAGUUUCCUGCUGAAGAAAAGUAAUGUUGAUGUAGCAGUUUUGUUUUCUGAAUCUGUAUCAAAACUGAAGCCAAGAAUGUGUGUGAUUUUUGGCAACAGUUCAGUACUGGUAUCUGCUUCGAAGUGGGAUGCGCAAAACACGGAGCUGAACAGCAAAGUUGUCGGCGUGGUCGUGAAAGGUAAAGAUGGAAUAUUCGAAGAUGGUUUCGUAGACGUCAUGUUCAGGCCUCAGAACGUAGUAGGUAAGAAAAUGUGCGCUUACUGGGACUUCAUCACAUGGUCGUGGAACACGCGAGGAUGCAAAAUCAACUCUUCCGUCGGGGGACUGGACGUUUGCCGCUGCCGCCACGCGACGUAUUUUGCAGAGAUGGUGAUCAGGAGCGGUCGGGAGCUGAGCAGCAGCGACCACUUGGCUCUGGACGUGAUAUCUAUCGGCGGCUGCACGUUGUCGCUGGCAGGGCUCCUGGGGAUAGGCGUGACGGCCGCGGCGAUCCCCGGUUGGAGGCGCAAGCCGAGCAACCAGCUGCUGCUGAACCUGUCGGCCGCGGUGGGACUCAAGAUGCUCUUGUUCCUCGUCGCGGCCACGGGGCGCACCGGCCACGGGGCCUGGUGCGUGGCGGUGGGCGCCGGCCUGCACUACGCCCUCCUCGCGUCCUUCUGCUGGAUGCUCCUGGUCGCCCUGCUGCAGUAUCAGCGGCUCGUGAACGUGUUCGGCCGGCCGCACCCGUCCCGCCUGCUGCUCAAGAGCUCUCUCUUCUCCUGGGGCGUGCCCAGCGUGCCGGUGGCCGCCCUCCUCCUCGUCGAUCCUCGCCUCUACACCACCCGCGCCGAUUUUGGCCCGCGGCGUAAGUUCUGCUACCCCGGCGGCACGGCAUUCUACCUGGCUGUGGUCUUCCCUGUGUCCGUCGUCACGUCUUGCAACGUUCUCAUUUUCUUCGCCAUCAUCUUGAACAUCUCGAACUGUGUGAACAGAAUUGAGACGAAGGCCUACGGGCUUUCUUCCAGGAAAGCGUAUCUUUAUCGUGUCCUAAUGGGACUGCUGCUUUUCUUCUUGCUCGGCACCACCUGGGUGUUUGGUCUUCUGGCACAGGUAACUGUGUUUGCAUACAUUUUCUGCAUCACCGCCACUCUCCAGGGAGCUGUUCUGUUCCUGUUCUUCAUUGCUGGUUCGCAGAAGACCCGGGCCAGGUGGAGCGUCAAAAUGCCCACAUACAGCAUAAAACGCACAGUGAAAAGUUCAUCUGCCACCAGAACUACCAGCACGAGCAGAACACAGCAAUCGGAUGUUCCUGAAGCACUGGAAACAUAUACCCAAAAGCAAGAUAUUAACUGAAAGAUUUAUACUCUUAUUUAAAAUGUAUCAAGUUAUGUUAGAUUUUAUGUAUCAGAGAGUGAUGUUAAUUUUAAUUUUGGAUGGUAACAUAUAAAAAUGGAUACACCACUA
Bacillus rossius redtenbacheri is the source of this 3879-nucleotide messenger RNA. RefSeq lists its product as uncharacterized. Bases 298 to 3768 code for a protein of 1156 amino acids. Gene Ontology annotation, cellular component: plasma membrane. Gene Ontology annotation, biological process: adenylate cyclase-activating G protein-coupled receptor signaling pathway; cell surface receptor signaling pathway. The transcript is spliced from 5 exons. Gene Ontology annotation, molecular function: G protein-coupled receptor activity. The record is from RefSeq and is a predicted model, not a curated record. NCBI's taxonomy places the organism in Eukaryota, Metazoa, Arthropoda, Insecta, Phasmatodea, Bacillidae.